CUGUCAGUGUCAUUUUUGUUUAAAUUAUUGCUUUUUUGAAAAGCUGGAAAACUGAAAUGGAAAAACAUUUUUAAAACAAAUUAAAUUGAACUAUAUUUAUUGAAAUUCUCAAAAUGUUUGUACGGUCUCGACUAUUGUUUACAAGUGCUCUUCCGCUAAGGAAUGCUUUCAGAGCCGAUUUCCAGAAUGACUUUAGAUCUGUGUACAGCAUUAUUGCACGAAACAGAUCUACAUCUCCACUCAACACAAUUGUUAUGUUUGUCCCACAGCAAGAGGCAUGGAUUGUGGAAAGGAUGGGCAAAUUUCACAGAAUCUUGGACCCCGGAUUAAAUUUGCUAUGGCCAAUUGUAGACAAGAUUAAGUAUGUACAAAGUUUGAAGGAAAUUGCUAUUGAUGUGCCGAAGCAAAGUGCCAUCACAGCUGACAAUGUUACCCUCAGCAUUGAUGGGGUCUUGUACUUGCGCAUUGUAGAUCCUUAUCUUGCGUCAUACGGUGUAGAGGACCCCGAGUUUGCCAUCACGCAGCUGGCGCAGACCACCAUGAGGGCGGAGCUCGGGCAGAUCUCCCUGGACAAGGUGUUCCGCGAGCGGGAGUCCCUCAACAUCUCCAUGGUGGACACCAUCAACAAGGCCAGCGAGGCGUGGGGCAUCACGUGUUUGAGAUAUGAAAUACGUGAUAUAAAGCUGCCAGCCCGCGUGCAAGACGCCAUGCAGAUGCAAGUGGAAGCCGAGCGGCGCAAGCGAGCCGCCAUCCUCGAGUCUGAGGGCGUCCGAGCUGCCGACAUCAACGUGGCCGAGGGGAAGCGGCAGGCGCGGAUACUGGCCUCAGAGGCAGAGAAGCAGGAACAGAUCAACAAGGCGUCCGGAGAGGCGCAGGCCAUGCUGGCGGUGGCGCAGGCGCGCGCGCGCGGGCUCGAGGUCAUCGCCAGCUCGCUCGCACACCGGGAGAGCAAGUACGCGGCGUCCCUGACCCUGGCGGAGCAGUACGUGGGCGCGUUCAACAAACUAGCUCGCACCAACAACACGCUCAUACUGCCGGCCAACGCGGGCGACGUGUCCAACCUCGUCGCACAGGCCAUGUCGAUCUACUCGACCGUCUCCGCCCACAACACCUCCGACCACUCUCAACAGCCGGAGACAUCCGCGUCCAUCGACCCCCUCCUAAAACUGGACGCGCUCACUGAGAAAAGUUCCACUCUAGCCGGCUCGGCCGUCCCUAAAGACGACUUGGCCGAAUACUACUCUGAUGAUGAGGAAAGAGAGAAAGCGCUAGAGCAAAGGAAUAAAGAGAAAGCACACAAGCUUGAUAGAGAAACUUAGUUGGUAGUUUGAGUAAUUUACUGUUAAAUAUAAUAAAGUUGGUGAAGACAG
Molecule: messenger RNA, 1370 nt
Organism: Plutella xylostella (diamondback moth)
Lineage: Eukaryota; Metazoa; Arthropoda; Insecta; Lepidoptera; Plutellidae
Gene: Stoml2
Product: stomatin like 2
Biological process (GO): mitochondrion organization
Cellular component (GO): membrane; mitochondrion
Source: RefSeq, a predicted model, not a curated record